This is a messenger RNA of Pomacea canaliculata, 7591 nucleotides long. Its product is annotated as phosphatidylinositol 4-kinase beta-like. The record is from RefSeq and is a predicted model, not a curated record. The coding region runs from base 527 to 3736 and encodes 1069 amino acids. NCBI's taxonomy places the organism in Eukaryota, Metazoa, Mollusca, Gastropoda, Architaenioglossa, Ampullariidae. Gene Ontology annotation, cellular component: membrane; cytoplasm. The transcript has 16 exons. Gene Ontology annotation, biological process: phosphatidylinositol phosphate biosynthetic process; phosphatidylinositol-mediated signaling. Gene Ontology annotation, molecular function: 1-phosphatidylinositol 4-kinase activity.
CAACUUAAAGGUCAAGGGAAACAAUUCGAAAACGAGGCCGUUCGUGCAAUAUGGCUGACGCUCCAUUUGUGUUGUACAAACUAAAACAUCAUCAACGCCAUUUAGUAACUGUUUCAAAGCGGUAGAGGUGUCUUCCAAGUAGUAGAGGGUUUUGUUAGAGCUGUUAUGCUGACCCACUCAAGCAUCAUCACAGAAAGCCAUCAUUCUGCUAGUCUUCAACCACUGUUGCAGGAUCAUCCCAGAUUUCUGGCAUCUUGUUUCACUGGUUUGAGUCAUCAUGAAAUACAGGACACGAAGCAUUUUAUUCCUAUAUUAAUAAUUCCUAUAAGCAUAAUAUUCAUACAGUAUGACUACUAUACUGCUAUUUAAAUUAGAGAAGUUCAGAUUACACAAAAAAAAGUCCAAAGCUGCCAAUUUUAUGUUCAGAAAAGCAGAAUUAUAGAAAGGUAGAGUUCUGGAAUUCUCCACCUGUUGUGGAUAGCUAUGGUCAACUGUGAAAAGCCCUACUUGCCAGGCCUUUCCUGGAAUGGCAACCUGGAUGAAGAGCAGGUGCAGUGUGAAUGAUGUUCGAGUGCACAGGGGACCAACACGUGCUAUUUCAGGACCAAGCAUGCAGACUCUUGAGGACCCCCAAGAACAUGGGAAAUUUGAAGUCAAUGGAAACUAUGCUGUCAAUCCAGAGUUAGUAAUAGCCUUUGGAGAUCUAGCACCAGAUCCAUUUGUUACCUGUUCAUGUGAAUAUGUUAGUCAGCUGAUGGAGGGAACAAAGGUGACUGUUGCCAAUGGAGAGGUUGGUAGGGGUGAGAAUGAGAAGGAACCUGAAGAAGCCAAUGAUGGUUGUGAGACUGGGGUUGACUUGUCCACAGGCCAUGUGAACAGCAUUGUGAGCGUUAGUGACUGCACUUCUAGUGGCAAACUGAAGGGCAGGGGAGGGGGGCAUUGCCAUAGGUCAAAGGACAAAAUGAUGACCUCUCAUGCUCACCACCCUAUAGAGGACACAUCUCAAUCCAGGGAGGAGCACUUGUGCACAGUACCUCACCUGUUAGAGCACAGCUUAUCCUACUCCAUCUUGGAGCAAACCAGCAAUGACAUUCUCUCACAGUUUAAAAAAUCAGGCAUCUUGUCCAACAUCCAUGCAGAAGUAGAGCGUUCUUGUGGACACCAGUCUGACCAAUCACUCAUUAGCAAAGCAUGCAGUGAAGAAGUGUGUAACAUGGACACUGCAGCUGUUGAAGAUGGGAGGGAAGGAGCUCAGUCAAGUAGCUCACAAGUGGCAGCAUCAGAGUCAGAUUCUGAGGUCUGUGAUCAGACAAGAAGUGGGGAGGAUGAUGAGUUGGGGCCAGAGCCCAUCAUGCCUAACAGUGUUCCCAAAAGGCCUCUUUGCCUGCCAAGACCAUUUCGCUUUUCACUGAGGGAGCGCAGAUUAAAAGAUAACUGUGAUAUGUCAGAGGGACCUUCUUCUGCUGUUGGACGUAGUGGCAGAAGUAGGAUACCCCCACCUCGGCAGUCCUGGCUGCUGAGACUGUUUGAGUCAAAACUGUUUGACAUGUCCAUUGCAAUAUCAUAUCUCUUCAACUCCAAAGAGCCUGGUGUGCAGACUUACCUUGGAAAUCGUAUGUUCAGCUUCACAGAAGACGAUGUAGAUUUCUACCUGCCACAACUUCUCAACAUGUACAUUCAUAUGCAUGAUGUGGCAGAAGCUGUGCACCCCUACUUGCUACACAGAUGCCGUAGUGACGUGGUAUUUUCUGUCAAUGCGGCAUGGCUGCUUAGUGCUUUUUCAGCAGAUGUUCUGAAACCUAACUGGAAGAACUCGCAAGGCGUCAAGUUAAAAAACAUGCUUCUCAACGAAGAACUCGGGCCUUCUUUAACACCUAAAGUUCACAGUAAUCUUCCUAGUCCUAACUCCCCAAAUCCUCCUGGCUUGUCUGGCAUGAAGAAGACACAUCAUCGAUCAAGAUCUGAGGCAACGGAUUCCAUGCUACUGGCCACAAUGCCUGAAGCACCUACACGAGGCAAGAUGUCCAAACUUUCAACUAGUGAAGGGAGGAUAGACUGCCUGCUCAUGAAGCACAGUGAGAGUGUCUCCACUCUGCAGACACCAGGAUCUACUGCUGGCGACUUGGCCUCAGGUCGGGCAUUUGACAAUGGGUGCAGAUGCAUGUUAAGCUCUGAGGCACUGCUCAAUGAUCUAACUGGCCGACAGACAGUGUGUCAGUGCAAUGCCCCCAGAUUACAACCUGAGGUGGAAUUUGUAGAGGCUUUAAUGAACAUUGGCAAAAGGCUGCAGGCUCUACCCACCAAAGAGUUAAGAACUUCAAGGCUAAUAGCAGAGUUAGCCAUGCUCAACUUGAAUCUACCAGCACGAGUUUGGCUGCCAGUGGCAGACAACUGUAACCAUCAUGUGGUUCGCAUUCCUCACACUCAAGCAGUUGUCCUCAAUUCUAAAGAAAAAGCUCCAUACAUGGUGUAUGUGGAGGUACUUGAGUGUGAAAACCCUUUGACAAGCUGUCUUCCAAGUAAAAUGCUGGACAACACCUUGCGUUUCACUCGUUCAGAGGAGGACUUGUCCCACAUCAACCAUCAUCAGGCUGCCACUGUAGCACUGCGGUCAGAGUUCAGUGUUUAUGGCAGCACUACAGACUUUGAUGAUGCGGACUGCUGGUCGCAAGAGGAUGAUGACAUUAUGACUCUGGCGCUCAAAUGCCGCUCUAGCGACACCAUCUCCCAGAUCUCCACAGAAAGCUCUGCCAGUGCUGACAGCAAAGACCCUAUCUACAUUGCUGCAGGGGACAUCAGGCGUCGACUGUCUGAAAACAUCUCUGCCCCUAAGAAGAAGUUUGAGCGGGAUCCUGAGGAUCCAUCAGCUGCUGCAUUGAAAGAGCCAUGGGAGGACAAAGUAGAGCGUAUCCGAGAAUCUUCACCCUAUGGGCAUCUACCUCAUUGGUCGCUGCUUUCAGUGAUUGUUAAGUGUGGAGAUGAUCUUCGACAGGAACUUAUGGUCUAUCAAGUUCUCAAGCAGUUGCAGACCAUCUGGGAAAUGGAACAUGUACCGCUUUGGAUUCGCCCCUAUAAAAUAGUAGUGACAUCCAAUGACAGUGGAAUGAUUCAGCCUGUGUUGAAUGCAGUCUCACUACACCAAAUUAAAAAACACAGCAAGUGCUCCCUGCUGGAUUACUUUGAGCAGGAAUUUGGCCCUAUCAACAGCGAGGAAUUUCUGACAGCCCAGAAAAACUUUGUGCAGAGCUGUGCAGGCUAUUGUCUGGUUUGCUACCUGAUGCAGGUGAAAGACAGGCAUAAUGGAAACAUUCUUCUGGAUGCUGAUGGUCACAUCAUUCAUAUUGACUUUGGCUUUAUCCUCUCAACUUCACCAGGGAAGAACCUAGGCUUUGAGAAUUCACCCUUCAAGCUAACACACGAGUUUGUUGAGGUAAUGGGAGGACAAGGCAGUGACAUGUUUGAGUACUUCAAGAUCCUCAUGCUGCAAGGCUUUGUGGCCUCCCGCAAACAUAUGGAUAAGAUUAUGCCUAUUGUUGAGAUUAUGCAGACAGGUUCCCAGUUGCCGUGCUUCAGCAAAGGGGUGAGCACAGUACGGGCACUCCGUGAGCGCUUCCACAUGAACAUGACAGAGGAGCAACUGCAGUUGUUGGUGGAUAACCUGGUGGAGUCCUCCCUUCACUCCCUCACCACCAAGCUCUAUGAUGGCUUCCAAUACCUCACCAAUGGCAUCCUUUGAGUUGGCAUCACCUGUGUCAGAAGCUAGUAGACAUCUCAUUAAAUCUUGUUUGUAGGGUCUGGGGUUGACUGUCUGGCCCUUCAUUUAGAUGAAAAACGUUGGUAGGUCCCAUUUCUGUGAAUAAAACAGAGCUGCACCAGCAUGCAGAGAGGAGAUGAUGGGAAGUGGUGCCUUAUGUAACAACUGACCAGCAGGGUAUGGAGUCCUCAUCAUCCACAUGCAGCUUCACAGAAGUGAUCGCAUGGCACCUGCUUGUUAAGGUUUUGAGGAGAGAGAAUCCAGCUGGCACCGUGCCUGUAUUUUGCGGUCCUUGAAACUAGAAAACACAGGCCUGUGUGCUUGAAGGAAGUUCAGCUACUAGAUCAUAUAAAACACUUGUUGGAGUGGCUAAUCUGCUGCUUCUGCAUCAGAUAAGAGAGGAAUUCAGCAGUGAGAGGAUGGUGGCUCACAUUGUACAAAAGGGUACAUAACAACGGUCAGCCUUUUGAUUCUGGUGUCACCUUGUCUACAUAACAUUGCUUAUUAAUGAUUUUAUUAUUCCGUCAAGAUCUCAAGAACAGACUGUAAUUUGUGGUGUACAGCAUGUGAUGUUACUGCACACACUAGUCAUCCCACAGCCAGGAGGUGGUAACUUCACAGACACUACUUGCUUAGCCUCUAUGAAAAGGGAACUUGACAGCAGAACAAAGGAUUGUGAUACACAGAUCUCUGAUAUUUAUCAGUUCUCCAUAUUCAGGUUAGAUGGUUGGGAACUGAGCAGUUACUUUCCAGGUUUCAGCAGUUGGUGCAGAGCCUGUUGACUGUUAUCGUCAGGCUAGCACAGGUGAGAUGUGUCUGUUGAUCUUUGCGUUCUACUUAAAGGGGAAAAAACCUGACUGCACAUCUUCAGAGCCAUGCGUUUUAAGAAGAUAGCUUGCUCUUCAAGGGAUGUAUUUAUUUAAAAUUGCUACCAUUUUUCUGUAUUUGGAGUUCACCUAGAUCAGGGACUAAAGAGAGGCAACACAUGUAAGAAGAAAUUAUUGAUAAUUCAAGGAUACAGCUUGUGGCAUCAUGGAAGGUGAUAUAGAUAUUCCAAGAAAAUUUUUAACAUGGAAAGUGACUUAAAUAUUUCCCUCCAGAAAUUUGCAACAGAGUGUUGUUGGGUCCAUCAUUGAUUGCACUCUCCAUACAGAAACCCUGAAAAUUCCUGCUGUGAUCAGCUCUAUUACUCUCCUCACCUCCUGGUUAAUAUACAAAAGUUUUACGGGCAGAUGUGAAUUUACUAAGCUUUUGUGGGGUGCUUUUUGUAAUUUCUAGAGGUUUCCUGCCAAAUAUUCAGUUAUAAGACAAACAUUUGGUGUGCCCUCAGGAAUAAAUGUGAAUGAAAAGUGAAUUGAAAAUCUCAACCACAACAACCAAAAAAAAAAAAAAAAAAAUGGGGGGGUGCAUAAGUAAUUCAAUAAAAUUUUAUAGCUUGGUUUUCAGUUCCUAGAGUAAUAGAAGAAAGUUUCCAUGGAUUAUAAUGAAAUUUAUUUUGCAGUUGCCAUCCUUUCCCCUCUAUUAGUGUUUCAAGGCUGAAAAUCAGGUCUGAAGCUUCAUACAUGGAUCUAUUUAAAAAGCAGUUUUGUUGGGAUUUUCUAGUGCCAGUGAAAAACAUUGAUGUCCAGAAAUGUGGCAUUAUUAGUGUACCAUAUCUAUGUAGUCGUGAGCAAGUGGCACUGCGUGUUCAGUUUUAAAAUGGUGUACUCAUUCUGAUAACAUUUUAUUGUGAACCCUAUUUGCUACCCUUAUACCUGUCAGUCUUCCCCAUUACCUUUAUAUAAAAACUAAAAGGUCACACAUUUUUCACCUAGAAUGGGAUUGCUCUAGGUGUGAAGAAUAGGUGUGUAAGAUAAUAACAAUGUCAUAGUGUUAAUGAUGUGUUGAUGUACAUUCAUGUGUGAUUCCCUUCCCUUUCCCCUGUGGUCAUAAACAUUGUUUUUCUUUUACUGAGGAUGAUGUUGGACUACAAGAUACAUAAGUAUAUACAAAACCACUUAACAAAAAUCAGCUCAUUGUAAAAAUUUAAAACUUUGCUAUCUGGAAGGUAUUUCGAACGUCUUGUAAAACAUUACUUGCAACAGGCUGACAACAAAGACAGUUACAACUACUGCAGUGUAUUAACAAAUUUGAGUUUUAUUUGACAGAAUAACCAAAGUAGGCAGCUUUAUUCAACUGCACAUAAUUUUUAAAAUAGCUGCCCUAACCAAAGAGGCUGAAGUUGUCUCCUAAAAUUUAAUACUUUUGUAUUUUGAAUGCUAAAGGCUGUUGUAGCUUGAUGCUUCCAUCAACAGAGAUGAAUGUUUCAUAACACUGCCACAUCUGCCAACCAUGUCACGUGCUACUAUGAGUGCAUGUGCAUAUUUCUCUUUUUAAAAGAUAAUUCCAGAUCUUUGUAUACAGAACUAAAUGCAUCAUUAUAUGUAAAACUUUAUGCUUUAUGUCAUCAUGGGGAGGUUAUGCAGUUGAUGCGUAGCAAUGUUCUAAAUAUGCUUUUUUUUAAUUUUUGGUAAUUCUGACUUUCUGACUGUGCCAUAAAUAAGGCCCCAUUUUUGAGACACUUCAGUACUUACAUUUCUGUAAAAGUUUGCCUGUUUGUUUCUUUGUUUCAUCUCUGGGUGGAUGGGGAAAAUUGACUGCAGCCAUUGGCGUAUAACUGUAUUGUGUGAAAUACAAAUUUACUAAGAUAUUUUGGCAAUUUUAUGGCAAACGAAAAAUGUAUUUUGAUGCAGCUCAUGAGAUAAUGCUAUACUCUAUUGCCUUGUUUUUGUGGAUACAGAUGGACACCUGGUGUAUUUUGCCACACUGUACAUUACAUAUAAACCCCGUGUGCUGUCACUGCUGCUUAGUGGAGGCUAUUUGAAAUAUCAGUUGUUUAUGCCAAGUUUUACUACGCAUACAUGGAAAAGUAUUUCCAGGGAAAUGUAUGCAGGGACGCUUGGUGUAAGCAAAGAAUGGUUAAAAAUGCCCAUACAUUUAGUCAGCAUAAAAGAUGGAACCACAGCUCAUCUCAAAUUGUACAUAACUAUUAGACAGCGCUGUACAGUCUUCAGCUAUUUUAUUUGCGCCAUACAGUUAGACAUUAUGCAAAUGACAGAGAAACUGCGGCAUUUUUUUCAAUCUGGUGCUGGUUCUGUUCACUAUGAGCACCUGGGGCUGUAGUUAUGAAGUGAGGGCAAGUCGUUGUCCUGGGUGACCGGGGAAAUCAAAAGUAAGCAUCUUGGAAUUACAAAGCAGCGAUCUUUGGAUAUUUCUUUGCUACCCUAUCCCUGAUCAUCUUUCCCACUUUUAUAAUAUGGCCCCAAGGGUAAAGCAGCAUCCACAGGGUCAGGACACUGUUUUUGUAACAAAACGCUUGCUUAUGAUUGCCCUGUGUUGCUGUUACGAAACAACUUCGUAACUACAACCCCUCUAGUCUGUGCCGGUUGGGUUUUCCAUGUAUGAUUUUUUUGUUUUACCAUUUUUGUCUCAUUCUCACUCUAGUCACUUCAGUACCAUGGAAGAGAUUAGAGGAUGUAAAGAAUGUACUGUUAUCCUUGCCAGUACUGUGUUGCAUUCAUCUGUAGCACCCCAGAAAUCUGUCCAGCUUGUACCACUGUGCAGCCUUUGGAGCAGAACUUGAUAGCUUGAUGUGCUGUACAUAAGCAAUAUUGCAGCACUGCUGUGCAUCUGUAGAAACAUGAUCUGUAAGAAUAUUGUGCCUGUGAUUUGACCUUUUUUGUGUAAAAAUUUCACCUAUGAUGACAUCCACAGAUUUGUUUGCCUGCUUUGUAGCCAAGGGAUUGUGAACCUGGAUUUGAGGGGGGAAAAGAUUUUAAACUGUCCUAUAUUUCAUUA